AUGCUGGGUGUUCCGCGUUUCGCACAGACCCCGCGUGUGUCGGUAACCUAUGUGGCGGUCGAGAACGUUGACACCGAGGAGGGUAAUCCCAUGGUAGUGAUCAAUGUCAUCGCUGCCGUGGUGGGCAUAAUGGCCGCCGGGGCAUGUGCAGCACUGGUCAUUUGGCAAAUCCGCAAACGGCAAGUGCUCACACCUGUGCACAUGCUAGACGAGGAUGCCGUUCAGGAGCCAGAUGCGGAGGCACCGGCAACACCUUCCAGCCAACCGGAUCCAGACAUCCAAGACAUCCGCUCCGCCGGGCAGACAUCGCCACAAUCCUUGGCAUUGCGCAACGCCAUGAACAACACCAGUGUGGAGCCCAUCUUCUCGCCCUUUGGCGCUGAUCCAGAACCUUUCUGGCAGGACACCCCUCAAGAACCUGCGCCGACGCCCGCCCGGUCACCACAACCUGAGGUGGCUCACGAGCGAAUGGUGACCCUAGACCGGGACGAG
Molecule: messenger RNA, 492 nt
Organism: Cladocopium goreaui
Lineage: Eukaryota; Dinophyceae; Suessiales; Symbiodiniaceae
Source: the annotation of a GenBank genome assembly